AUGCAAAUGGAACCAUUGCCAUCUUCAGAUGCUGAAACUGUUCCCCUGUUGCCUCCGGACACUAAACCGCUUGAGCAUCAAAUAGCCGGUCAUUUCUAUGGUCAAUCGCAAUCCAAAUACGGUCUUCUAGAACAGAAGUCAACCGGUUUAAUACUCAAACCAUUCAUAAGUGCACCACGGGGUCCUCGUGAACAUCAAUUUUAUAUUGAUGUGUUUUCAGAUGAGUCGCUCGUACAACUACGAAGCCUUCGCCCAUUUUUACCGACAUUUUUUGGCACAUACGAAUUCGCUGGCAUGCAGUACCUUAUUCUUGAAAACAUUGUUAAAAAGUUUCAACGACCUUGUAUUGCUGAUGUAAAGAUUGGUCGAGUAACUUACGAUCGUGAUGCAAGUGAGGAAAAGAAAAAACGACUAACAAAUAACUUUUCAGCAGCAAUUGAUCUUGGUUUUCAAUUACUUGGCUGGAAAAUUUAUCAACCAACAGAAAAGAAAUAUGUCUAUCAUAGUAAACAAUGUACUCGUUCUAUUGAAAGGCACAAAAUCUUCAGCGCUCUUGCUAAUUUCUUCGGUGCACCGGAAAACGAUUAUCGUUCAGUGGUACGAGCUGUGCUCGAACGUCUUCGCACUUUGGAACAUUUUAUGAAGGAUCUUGAUGGUUUUGUUUUUAUUGCAACGUCUCUUUUAAUAGUUUACGAUGGUGAAUAUCAUCAAUCAUGUGCUCCGUUGAUACCAAAAGUUGACGUUCGACUUAUUGAUUUUGCACAUGUGUUCCCAGCCAGUGACCACCAGAGCAAUCCAGUUAAUCAAUCAAACGAAAAUUUUCUCUUCGGGCUUCGUAGUUACACGAAGCAUUUAGAAGUUAUACUCCACGACAAUUUCAUGUAUCUUCCUGUGGAAAAGUUAAACCAUACUGAAUCAGAAAAUGCUUCAUCAUGUUGUUACACAACAUUCACUUGA
Molecule: messenger RNA, 957 nt
Organism: Rotaria sp. Silwood1
Lineage: Eukaryota; Metazoa; Rotifera; Eurotatoria; Philodinida; Philodinidae
Source: the annotation of a GenBank genome assembly